CAUACGGGUACGGGCCACAGAUAAAGGAAGCUAUUUAACCCUAAUUCUAAUUGAAAUUGAAGAAUGAAAGAAAAGAGGAUUAUGGCGAUGGAUGAUAGAGUGCGGUAGCUGAUGACGUUGCUGGAUCUGGAGAUAAUGACUCGUAGAAUGGAACUUUGGGGGAUGAAGAAGCAGGAUUGCAUUAAGGGCGUAGCUGAGAUGGAAAAGCAGGAGGAUUGUGAGAUGGAAGACCAGGAUCUCAUAACAGAGAUGGACGAUCUACAUCACAUCAACAACAACAAGAACAAGGAGCAGAUGAAGAUGAAGAUGAAUCAACAGGAGGAGGAAGAGGAAGAGCUUCAGGGCAUGUCGUUCACGUAUAAACCCAUGACAAGGUCACCCCAUCUUAUCCUUGGAAUUCCUUCGGAAGAAGAGACAUCAUGGGGUAAAAGAAAGAUGGAGAACCAGGAUCUCAUAACAGAGAUGGAGGAUCUACAUCACAUCAACAACAAGAACAAGGAGCAGAUGAAGAUGAAUCAACAGGAGGAGGAAGAGGAGGAGGAGCUUCAGGGCAUGUCGUUCACGUUUAAACCCAUGCAUUGCUUGACAAGUUGGCGCUCGUUGUCGGAAGAGUAUAAUCACGACUGUAAAGAUGAAGGAGCGAUGGUAAAUGACGAUGAGGUACGGAUGAUUAUUCCAUCGGCGCCUGUAAUGAUAGCUAAGGAAGGACGGGAGCUGGUUUCUGCACCUCCAUUCUAUCCUUACAAGCACGAACGACUCGAUAAUGGAUUUGUAUACCUUAUCAAGCAAUUGGAUGGACAAAAGGAAAAAGAUGAAGCGAUAAAGUUGAAGCUGAUUGUCAAGGCAGGGUAUGCAAUUUUUUGUUAAUGUUUUUUUGUGACUAGCUCUAGCUCUGAACUGAUUAAGUGAUUUUCAACAAAAUUAUUUUAGGUUUUUGCGAGACCGAUGCUUAUGAAAUACUAAUAGAUAGAUACAUACAUGUAUGCUUUUGUGAGUAGAUAAAUACAUUUAGUUUGUAUUUUGUGGCUUUUUCAGGUCCAUUUGUGAAAAUGAAGAACAACAGAGUGUUGCGUGGGUUGUUCAGCAACUUGUUUUUCUCAUGUUCUUGUUGGGACUAACGUUCAUUGGAGUUCUCGGAAGCUUUCUCAUGAUGACACCACAUAUGUGUUUUCAGUGAAUAACAUGGAGGACGCCUUGAAAGUAGUUUCACAAUCCAAUGAACGUUAGU
Molecule: messenger RNA, 1228 nt
Organism: Solanum tuberosum (potato)
Lineage: Eukaryota; Viridiplantae; Streptophyta; Magnoliopsida; Solanales; Solanaceae
Exons: 5
Coding region: 112-867 (251 amino acids)
Source: RefSeq, a predicted model, not a curated record